Molecule: messenger RNA, 458 nt
Organism: Asparagus officinalis (garden asparagus)
Lineage: Eukaryota; Viridiplantae; Streptophyta; Magnoliopsida; Asparagales; Asparagaceae
Product: putative mitochondrial carrier protein PET8
Exons: 4
Coding region: 87-458 (123 amino acids)
Cellular component (GO): mitochondrial inner membrane
Molecular function (GO): S-adenosyl-L-methionine transmembrane transporter activity
Source: RefSeq, a predicted model, not a curated record
AGCAGAACCAACAAGUAAUGCUCAUGCUAAUGCUUCCCUUUUCAUCUUGAGAGCAACAAAAGAGGAGAGAAACAGUGUAAUAAUGGAUGGAGGGCUGCAGGAGAAGUUCAGAAAAAUAUGUGUCUUUUGUGGAAGCAACUCUGGCAACAGGACUGUACGUAUUCAGUGAUGCUGCUCUUGAUCUGGGCAAUGAACUGGGUUCAGGAGCGAAAUACAAGGGACUUGUUAGUUGUGCUCAAACCAUUGUCAGAGAAGAAGGCCCUGCUGCUCUUUUGAAGGGUAUUGGUCCAAGAGUGCUAUGGAUAGGUAUCGGUGGUUCAAUCUUCUUCGGCGUUUUGGAGAAAACAAAGCAACUCCUCUCAGACCAUCAUUGUGCCAAGAGCUUGAAACCUGAAUCCUCAUGCACAGGGGCAAUGCUUAAAUUUCUGGGCCUGUGCAUUCUUAAACAGCCCAUGUAA